AUGCCCCAGGUGUCAUCCUUGAGGGGGCUGACAAAAUGGCACACCGUGGGAGUCGGCACUUACCACAGGGCCUGGCCUGCAGCGCGCCCAAUCCACGGGUCUCUCCUGGGAGCGACGCUGUGGCCUGGGGCCCCGCGCUGCCCGAAAUGGCAGCAUGGGGCUUGCAUCCGCCAUUGCGGCGCCCUCAUAUGCAAAUUGCCACGGCACCCCCGCGUGGCGCAUCCGUGGGCAGCUCGCCCCACCCCCACCGCUCCUGGUGCCGAAGCGGCUAGCUACGCCCUGGCCCUAUACUUGGUCACAUAUGACUUGCUCGUUGGGCUGGAGAUUCACAGAAUCAUCGUUCCCCGUGUUGUUCCAGGGUAUCUGGGUUCCAACCCCACCUGCCCCUUUUAA
This is a messenger RNA of Podarcis lilfordi (Lilford's wall lizard), 393 nucleotides long. The record is from the annotation of a GenBank genome assembly. Lineage: Eukaryota; Metazoa; Chordata; Lepidosauria; Squamata; Lacertidae.